Messenger RNA from Plasmodium coatneyi, 614 nucleotides. RefSeq lists its product as uncharacterized. The record is from RefSeq and is a predicted model, not a curated record. Lineage: Eukaryota; Apicomplexa; Aconoidasida; Haemosporida; Plasmodiidae. The transcript is spliced from 4 exons. The coding region runs from base 76 to 435 and encodes 119 amino acids.
UGGCCUUUUAUCUUCGUUCCCGUCUUAACAAAACACUUCCGAAGUCUAAUUUGACCCCAAAUUUUGAGGGCACAAAUGAAGCGAAUGCUUUUGUUCACGCUCACCGCCCUGUUUUGUGCUACGAGUCGCGAUGUAGGACUGUGCCACAUGUGCACAACAGACCUGUGCGGGAGAUGCUGCCGCCCUACAGGAGAUGGCUGCGAAAAUAAUUUCCACAGAACGAUGAGAGGGAAUGAUUACAGCGACGACGUAUACUGCAGACUCUGCGACUGCAGCAAUCCAAGCACAGGAUGUGGAUGGGUUGGAGACACCUACGGGAAAGUGAUCUGCACGAGUUGCGAUUUUAUCAAGCAUGCCUCUGUCAAAGUAAAAUAUUUCGAUAUAGCAGGCUGUGGACAUGAACUGAAGAGGGGAAACCUCCUCAAUAGUGCCUGACGUGGUGAACAAAAGAUGAUAUCAGCCCUAUCGUGGGGAGCACCUCUCGAGUGGGUACCCCCCCCACAUUUGGAUCUUCCCGUCGGUGUGCUUUCGACCACGUGUUAGUUUUGUUUGUUUUUUUUGUUAAUUAUUUUUUAACUCAUCAAUUUGUUUAUUUUGCGAGUGUCUCGAGGUUG